ACGUCGGCUUGAUAAUAGAACGGUGUCCGACGUCCGUCACUUCGUCCGCCGCCGCAGCAGCAUUAAAAUAAGAAUAUCGAUAUUAUAAAAAUAUAUAAUACAAAAAUAAUAACAUAAUUUACAUAAUUAUUACAAAAACAAUAUAACAAUAUUAUAAUAUCGGCGGCAUUAACGUCGUCGGACGGAUAUUCCGAUCUGCGGCUCACAUCACACGUCGACGCGAGCGCGCCGCGCGAUGAUUCACGAUCGAGACGAACGCCGCCGUCUGUUUUCGCACGAUCGCGCGGAUCUCGGCCGUCACUGAUAGCUCGCGCCGCCCGACCGCCGCACAGUGCGUCAGCGCGUGUGUGAGUGACGAGUUUGUGUGUAUGUGCGCCCGUGUACGUGUAUUCGGUGCAGUGCGUGUGCGUGUGUGCGCGCGCGUUAUCUUCCGUGUGCCGUUGGUGUCGUAAUAUUAUUAUUGUAGCUGCGGGGCCUCGCCGAUUGCAUAUUAUCAUUCGCCGUCUCCGCCAACGCCGAACGGCCGACCAUCCGACCAGCAAUUCGUCGAACCGACCGACCGACCGACGGUAUUGUUGUCACAUCGUGUCGUGGAACGAACAAGGAUGAGUACCAACAGCGAUAACGCCGCUAGGCUCAACGUGCCCGAUGAGUUGAGAGAGUUGCUGCUGGAUUUCACGAUCGGGUACUUGCUCGAGCAGCCCAACAACCUCAUUGACUAUGGCAUAGAGUUCUUUGAAAAACUUAAGAACACCAAGUCGUCCUCCAGUAUAAAGCAGCAGUCUGCUGGAGAUUUCAGCGACGAAGACGAUGCUUCAGACAUAGAAGCUCCACCAACACGUUAUAGUUCUAGACGUAAGUCAGUUUUUGCAGAAACAUAUAAUCCAGAAGAAGAUGAAGAAGAAGAGGGACCAAAUGUUGUAUUUCCUAAAUCUGAUGAUCAACGUCAAGCACUUGCAGCUAGUGUUAAAAAUAUAUUCAUAUUCAGGGCCUUGGAUCCUGAACAAAUGAAUAAUGUGAUUGAUGCAAUGUUUGAUCGUGAGGUACAUGCUGGAGAUGAUAUUAUAAAACAGGGUGAUGAUGGCGAUAACUUUUAUGUUAUUGAUAGAGGUACAUUUGAAGCUUAUGUCACGGAUGCAGAUGGUAAUGACCGUUUGGUGCAUACGUAUGAACAUAAAGGUAGUUUUGGAGAACUUGCAUUACUUUAUAACAUGCCCCGCGCAGCAACUAUUAAAGCCAAGUCAGAUGGUCUUCUGUGGGCUAUGGAUCGUCAAAUAUUUAGACGUAUUGUAUUGAAGAGUGCAUUUAAAAAGCGUAAGAUGUAUGAAGAGCUCAUUGAAGUGGUUCCUAUGCUAAAAACAUUACAAUCAUAUGAGCGCAUGAAUUUGGCUGAUGCUCUAGUCCCUAAAUACUAUCAAGACAAAGAUUGCAUUAUAAAUCAAGGUGAUCCAGGAGAUGGCAUGUAUUUUGUAGAGGAAGGCAUUGUUAAUGUAUUAGUAACCAGUGAAACUGGUGAACAAAUUAAGGUUAAUCAAAUAGAAAAAGGUGGUUAUUUUGGUGAACUAGCUCUUGUCACUCAUAAAGGUCGUGCUGCAUCAGUGUUUGCUGAAGGAAAAGUCAAACUAGCAUUUCUGGACGUUGACGCAUUUGAACGUUUGCUGGGUCCAUGCAUGAACAUAAUGCAACGGAACAUCGAGGACUACGAAAAUCAACUGGUGAAAAUCUUUGGCUCCAAGCAAAAUAUGACUGAUGUCCGAUGAAUGGUUGAUAUUUGACCUGUCGCUACGAUUGCGUUGUAUAUUCAUUGACCAUUUGUAGUUGUAUUUUUUUCUUAUCCUAACAAUGUUUGGUAAAUCAUUAUUUAUUAUUUUUCUUAAUUUACCAUUAGUUAAUAUUAUAUAUGAAUAUAAUUUAAACUUUAGAUACAGUUUCAUAAUACAAACAAUUACAAUCAAACAAAUUGACAUCACUUUUUGUAUACAUAACGUGUAUAUAAUAUAUAAUAAUUAUAUUGAUA
Metopolophium dirhodum (rose-grain aphid) is the source of this 2017-nucleotide messenger RNA. It is a transcript of the gene Pka-R2, whose product is annotated as cAMP-dependent protein kinase type II regulatory subunit. Gene Ontology annotation, biological process: regulation of protein phosphorylation. Lineage: Eukaryota; Metazoa; Arthropoda; Insecta; Hemiptera; Aphididae. The record is from RefSeq and is a predicted model, not a curated record. The coding region runs from base 606 to 1760 and encodes 384 amino acids. Gene Ontology annotation, molecular function: cAMP-dependent protein kinase regulator activity. The transcript is spliced from 9 exons. Gene Ontology annotation, cellular component: cAMP-dependent protein kinase complex.